Molecule: messenger RNA, 1035 nt
Organism: Dermacentor andersoni
Lineage: Eukaryota; Metazoa; Arthropoda; Arachnida; Ixodida; Ixodidae
Source: RefSeq, a predicted model, not a curated record
AUGCCCGGUACCACGCACGGACCCACAUCGCCAUCCACACCUAGACCGACGACGAGUACGAUUACGGCGUCGAAGGCGUCGACGACUCCCAUUACGACGCCCGGCCCGACGACGGUGACGACCCCGCCCCCACCACUGCUGUGCUCGGUGGGCGCGACGCCGACUGCCUUGCGGCCGCUCCUCCCGCCGGACGGAUCGUGCGACAUCCUCGUCUACGCGCACGUGCGGUUCUUCAACAACACGCUGCGACCGGUGAUCAGCGAGAUGAGCUUCCACACGUUCAGGAACGUCUGCGAAGGCUACGCUCACACCACCUGCGGCGUGUCCUUCGACGCGAGGCAAAUUCCGCCACCGACGUUUGCAUCAAUUGAAUUCGAGGAAACCUUGGAAGAACUUAAGGGAAAGUUUCAUAUCGAUCACUAUGGCAUUCUCAACAUCUAUGGUUCGGAAGACUUCGUCGACAGCGUAUCCAAGUCAGAUGCACCGAGAGUUCUAACCACACUGCGACGAAUCUUGGGAGACGACGACCGGGAGCGGCACAAGGUCUUCGUCGGAGUCGGUUACCGCUACUACAACACCACGGACGCCUGGAAGUCCCUGGCAUACGCCGCCUCGAACUUGGCGUCGAAGGACCUGGACAUUUUGGUGAUAAUCACCACUUUCCUGACGCCGGGCGGCAGGCAUGAGUGCAUCACACUUCCUGUCAACGCCAUGAAGAGCCCGAACCGCUUCGUUGCCACUCUGGACGCGGCGUCUGUUAUGGCCAAGGCGGCAUUCGCGAGGCCCUCGAUCGUCGUGGCGUUCACCUUCCAGAUGGGCGUGCCGUACUACGCCCUGACCAAGGAGUACAACGUCCCCCUCGAAGCCAUGUACGAGCCCUGCACUUUGUUCGGCAUCAGCGACUACUCCCAGGCACGUCGCAACUCUCACUGCAGCAGUAUCUCGGUCGCUGGCCUUUAAACGAGUAGCAACACGAUGUUUUUCUUGCGUUGGCAUUAGUGAAGUGGGAAAUAAAUAUGGGUGCGAAGUGCGGGA